AACUCUGCUUUAUGAUUCUGAGCUUCAUCAUAAUAUAUGUGGAUGACAUUGAUCAUGUUAUCCUCUCUCUCCCAAAACCAACUAGGAAAACCCAUCAAAUUUUCCUCAUUACCCAUUUCUUAACUGUCAUUAACUAACCCUAUGGAACUCUCCCUCUUCCUCUGCAAUCAACCCAGUUCAGCCCUCCUUCACAAGCCUCUCUCCAUUGUACUUCCAAGGAAGAGACUGACCAAGGGGAAUUCGUGUUUCUUUCCAUGUCGAUGCUCACUGUCGUCCUCAGAUGAGGCUGCUGAACUGUGCCGGUACUCGUUGCCGCCUGAGGGAAGAAGGGCAUUUGUUGGUUCUUUCAUCACAGCUGUUUCCGGAAUUUAUUUCUCUCAUGUGGCUGAGGCUGUCAGCACAAGCAGAAGAGCUGUAAGAAUC
Rubroshorea leprosula is the source of this 423-nucleotide messenger RNA. The record is from the annotation of a GenBank genome assembly. NCBI's taxonomy places the organism in Eukaryota, Viridiplantae, Streptophyta, Magnoliopsida, Malvales, Dipterocarpaceae.